This is a messenger RNA of Pistacia vera, 1705 nucleotides long. Its product is annotated as ABC transporter G family member 26-like. The record is from RefSeq and is a predicted model, not a curated record. Gene Ontology annotation, molecular function: ABC-type transporter activity; ATP hydrolysis activity; ATP binding. Gene Ontology annotation, cellular component: membrane. NCBI's taxonomy places the organism in Eukaryota, Viridiplantae, Streptophyta, Magnoliopsida, Sapindales, Anacardiaceae.
AUGUUGCUUGUUUCUAAAAUGAAAUCUUACUCCAACUGUAAAUGGAAUACAACACGAGAUUCCACUGGACCGAAAGAUUCAAUGAAAAACCUUCCGAAGGAUCGCAAGUUAACUGUGGAAGAAACUGUAGUGUUUGCAGCAUUUUUGAGACUUCCACGGACCAUGACCAGGCAACAAAAAUAUGCUAGAGUUGAGAUGAUUGUGAAGGAACUGGACCUGGAAAGAUGUCGUCAGAUAGUCAGACGAGGUUUCGUUAAGGGAGUAUCUGGAGGAGAAAGAAAAAGAACCAGUAUUGGCUAUGAAAUUCUUGUUGAUCCUUCCUUAUUGUUGCUUGAUGAACCAACGUCAGGGCUUGAUUCCACCUCUGCUAACAAACUACUUCAAAUUCUUGAAAAAAUUGGUCAGGCAGGGAGGACAGUAAUCAUAACAAUCCACCAGCCAUCAAGCAGAAUGUUUCACAUGUUCGAUAAACUUCUGCUAAUAUCAGAAGGCUAUCCUGUGUACUAUGGGAAGGCUAGAGAGUCUAUGGACUAUUUUUCAUCUUUGAGCUUCAUCCCAGAAAUAGCAAUGAAUCCUGCAGAGUUCUUGCUAGAUUUAGCAACAGGACAGGUGAAUGACAUUAGUGUCCCUGAAGGGUUAAUGGCAUCUCAAGGAGCUUCUGAUGCUGAGAGGGCUGUAAUCAAAUAUCUGCAACUCAAAUACAAAACUCAAAUAGAGCCAAAAGAGAAGGAAGAGAAACAUCGAAACACGAAAGCACCGGAGCAUCUUCAAGUGGCGGUCCAAGUUAAGAAAGACUGGACACUGUCCUGGUGGGAACAGUUCAUGAUAAUUUACAAGAGAACAUUCAGAGAAAGGUGUAGAGAUUACUUUGACAAGCUAAGACUGGUUCAAGCUCUAGGAAUUGCUGUCUUGUUGGGCCUUCUUUGGUGGAAAUCCAGCACUGCAACCGAGGCUCAGCUCAGAGACCAAGUUGGUCUAUUAUUCUACAUAUGCAUUUUCUGGACAUCUUCAUCGAUAUUUGGAGCAGUCUAUGUGUUUCCAUUUGAAAAGGUUUAUUUGGUGAAAGAAAGAAAAGCAGAUAUGUACAGAUUAAGUGUAUAUUAUGCCUGCAGCACUCUGUGUGACAUGGUGGCACAUGUUUUCUAUCCUACAUUGUUCAUGGUUAUUGUAUACUUCAUGGCUGGCUUCAAAAGAACAGUUCCCUGCUUCUUCCUGACACUGCUUGCUAUACUUCUGAUAGCUGUCACUAGCCAAGGGGCAGGAGAGCUAUUUGGAGCUGCAGUUUUGAGUAUUAAGAGAGCUGGAAUGAUUGCUUCUUUGAUACUAAUGCUGUUUCUUCUCACAGGAGGCUACUAUGUCCAGCACAUACCAAAAUUUAUGCAGUGGUUGAAGUACUCGUCCUUCAUGUACUAUGGGUUCAGACUUCUUCUAAAAGUGCAAUAUUCAGGAGAUCAAUUGUACGAAUGCGAAAGCAAAGGAGGAUGCCGGACUUUGCAGAGCUCGCCUUCGUUCAACACGGUGAACCUGAAGGGUGGUUUGCAAGAAGUUUGGGUGUUAUUAGCCAUGGCCCUGGGAUAUAGAAUUUGCACAUACUUCUGCCUUCGCAAGAGGAUUAGUGUAUGCCAACUUUAAAUGGAUGAUACAUUGACAAGAUAACAUCAAAAUAAUGAAGAUAACAUCUUCUUGAACAUGCUUUAAUGUUGUA